Molecule: messenger RNA, 1669 nt
Organism: Ooceraea biroi (clonal raider ant)
Lineage: Eukaryota; Metazoa; Arthropoda; Insecta; Hymenoptera; Formicidae
Product: protein FAM50 homolog
Biological process (GO): chromatin organization
Cellular component (GO): nucleus
Source: RefSeq, a predicted model, not a curated record
GCUGUGAGCUUGGUCAGUGUCGGCAUAUUAUUUUAUUGAUUUUAAAAGCAAGCAAAGAUUAACGAGAUUUCUGCAAUUUAGUUUUUCGUUUCAAUUGCUUUUAUCGUGACGUGCACUGAAACGUAGAAUUAUAAUAAUAACCUUGCGUGAUAGUUCAGCGAAUGGAUGGAUUCUGUAAAUUCAUAAAUUCCUUUUAAACAGUCAUAAAUUUAUCACUGAAUUUGUACCUGCAAUAAACUUGUUAAAGACAUCAAGAAAACAUAUAUAAGCAAUAGUUGACUCUUCCUCUAAAACAUGGCGCAUUACAAAGGAGCGGCCAGUGAAGCUGGCCGAGCUAUGCAGCUGAUGAAGAAGAGGGAAAUUGCGCAGCAAGAGAUAGAGCUGCGGAAGAAGAAGAUUGAGGAUGACUUGAAGAUUCACAAUAUAGAGAACAAGUUCGCGACUCAUUACAAUGCCGUUGAACAGCAGUUAAAGACUUCCACAAUUGGUCUGGUAACGUUGAAUGAGAUGAAAGCGAAGCAGGAGAAUAUAGUGAAAGAGCGCGAGAGGAAACUUGCCCAGAAGGAACGGGAAAAGGAGCAGGAAAAAGAAAGGGCACUAGCGGCGAAACAAGCAGAAAAGAACAAGCAAAAGAGGCAGAUCCAAGCGUUGUCCUUCAACUUGGACGAGGAUGAGGAUGAGGACGAGGACGAGGACGAGGCAAAGGGAUCCGACAGCGAUAGUACAGAAACACCAACCAAAUCGGAAAGUGUACAAUGCGAUGAACCGGUUAUCAAAAAGAUCAGGAAGAACCCAGACGUAGACACAAGUUUCCUGCCGGACAGAGAAAGGGAGGAAGAGGAGAAUAAACUGCGGGAAGAAUUGCGGCAGGAAUGGGCGAGAAAACAGAAUGCACUGAAAGAGGAAGAGAUUGAGAUUACGUUCAGUUAUUGGGACGGAUCAGGUCAUCGUCGCAGCGUCAUAAUGAAGAAAGGUAAUUCAAUCUAUCAGUUGCUCCAGAGGUGUCUGGAAGUCUUGAGACGCGAAUUCAGCGAACUCAAAACAGUGAUGGCUGAUCAGUUGAUGUACGUUAAGGAAGAUCUCAUCUUGCCGCAUCAUUACACGUUCUACGAUUUCAUUGUGACCAAGGCACGAGGGAAGAGCGGACCAUUGUUCACAUUCGAUGUUCACGACGAUAUACGAGUCAUGCACGAUGCUUCUGUUGAAACUGAGGAAUCGCAUGCUGGGAAAGUUUUGCUCAGAUCAUGGUACGAGAGAAACAAGCAUAUUUUCCCAGCGAGUAGAUGGGAGCCGUUCGAUCCAACUAAAAGCUACGAUAAGUACACGGUGUCGGAUAAAAAUAGGAAAAAAGAUAAAAUUUGAUAAGCUUAGUUCUCAUGAAUUGCUCAAUGCGAGACAGAAAUAAUUUUCUGCCAUAAGGACCUUGAUCAAGUAAUGUGAAACAUAAUCAUGACUAAUAGUUAUCUUUGUUCCUUCAUAGAAAGUAUACUGUUACGUCGUUGUAAUAUAUGUAUAUAUUAGCAUAAAUUUAUUGCACUUUGUGAUUCUACUAUUUGACUCACAUAUUUAUAUAUGUAUAUUUAUAUAUAAGUGAAAUAGUAUAUAGCUUGUAAAGUUUGAGAGGAGUGCCGAAGAAGAGAAAUAAGUUGAAUAAGUUUAAUGAAAAAAA